AAUAUUCUCACUGCCGGCGCACGCCGCCUUUUUGCACUUUCUGUUGUUUUUGUUCAAAUUGUAAGAGCGCACGAACAUGGAACUUGGGGACCUUCUGCAGCAGGCCCAGUGCUUCACAAAUGACACCAGAAUGGACGAGGACAUGCCGCGCGUCGAUCGCACCAUUUCACAAGUAUUGCAGGCCACACAGGAACUCCACUCCCGUGUGACCCUCACAGGAACCCACGAUCUGAAGGCGCACAUGCUGCUGGGCUCCAAGGGCGUGGAUCUGCCGAAGCUGUCGCACAAGCUCGAGACGCUAAGUGCGCGGAAGACCUUCGAGCCUCUGGACCCUGUCUCGGACACCGAUGUGCAUGCCUUUCUGAAAAACGAGCGCGAGAACGCCAUACUUUCCGUAAUUGAUGAGACCAAUCGCGGGAUUUUCGAGUCAGUGGAGAGGCAUAAGUGGCGCCGCAUUUAUGCCGAGUGGGGGGAGGAGAAGGAGUCUCUGCUGAAUGCCCUGAUUGGGCCCAAACAAAACGAGUUUCCCGAUGUUCGGCGUCAGACGGUGCUCACAACCCUAGCGGAAACUCCAAUGCCCAGUUCUCGUCUCAACCGCACCGAGGAACUCUAUGCCCAGGAGAUAGCCUCGUACAAUCAGUCACAAAUCCAGAGGGGCCAUCGCUCGAACCUCCUGGCAGCGUUCGCCAAUCUGGCGGCGGAGAAGUUCGAUAACCAGCUCGUGUCCGAAAUGUGGAGUGUGCUGCAGUUCAUGGCCGACAAUGCGCCGCCCUCACGCACCGCAGAUGCCAUCAAGUCCCGCCUGGCCACCCAGAAGUUCGUCCAGCAGGCGCGUACCUACCUGGAGCGACGCUACAAACAGUACAUAAACACCGUCAUCAUGGAGAAUCCUUUGCAGGCCCAGCGCGGUGGCAUUCCGAACGUCUAUAGCUCGGUCAACUCCUUUGUGAGCAUCAAUUUUGCGGUGCCGGCCACUCUGGUCGGCCUGCUGGAUGUCUAUAACGGCCUGCCACUCUGGGCCCUGGUCUACUACAGUCUGCGUUGCGGGGAUCUGGGUGCUGCCGUCAGGUAUCUCAAGGAAACUGGCGUCUGCUACGAUCUCUACCGCCUAUUGUCAAUGAUGAAGGAGGGCACCAAGGGGGAGCAGUAUUCCCGGAUCGAGGGCGCCCUCAAGCUGGAGUACAACAGCAAAUUGCGCAGCUGCAGUGAUCCCUACAAGAAAGCGGUGUUUGCCUAUGUUCUGGCAUGCGAUCCACACAAUUCGCAUGCGGAACUGAUGCGCAGCAUCGACGACUUCCUGUGGAUGCAGCUCUCCAUCCUACGGCAACAAGACGGUCGCGAGUACAACGUCGAACAGCUCACCUACAGUGGUCUGCAGAGCCUCAUCCUGGAAAAGUACGGCGAGAACUACUUCAAUGCACGCGAAAAGGCGCCGCUCUACUUCAGCGUACUCGUCCUCACGGGCCAAUUUGAGUCUGCAAUCGAGUUCCUGGCCCGCACCGAGGACAAUCGUCCGCAUGCCGUGCACAUGGCCAUUGCCCUGAACGAGAUACACAUGCUGGGCACUCCGAGCUCCAUGCAUCAUCCGCUGAUUAGCGUCAAUCCCGAGGAUCCGGCGCCCAUGAAGCGCCUGAAUCUCGUCCGCAUGCUGGUGACCUAUGCCAAGUGCUUUGAGAUAACCAACACCAGCGAGGCGCUGCAGUACUACUUUCUGUUGCGCCACUUCAAGGACGACAACGGCCGCAGCCUGAUGCUGAGCUGUGUCUGCGAUCUGCUCGUCGAGAACUGUGAUCAGCAAAUGAUUGAUCUGAUCUUUGGCAAUGAAGACGAUGAUUCCGGCCAGACCGGCAUCUUUGCCCAGUUCCACACAAUGGACUUUGACAAGUAUAUGCUGGCUGGAAUGGUGGGCGAUGAGCUGACCUAUCGCAGCAAUUUCGAGACGGCAAUCUGGCUCUACUUCAUUGGCGGCCAGCUGGACAAGGUGAUGCGUUUGGUGUGCUCUCUGCUCUCGCAGGUGGUCCAUCAGCCCCCGACAGAGUCCAGUAUGCGGACACGCUUGCGCCAGAUUAUCAUUCACCUGGAAGAUCUGCGAUCCGUGCAGCGAGUGGACGUGGAGCCGCAUGUCCUGGCCACAUACACAAUGCUGACGCAGCUGCUCGUCUUCUUCGAUCAUUACCACAAAAAUGAGUCGCAACAGGCCAGCGAGGUGCUGGCCAAUUUCCGGAUAACGCCCAACGACUGCUCGGAGGUGGAAGAGUGUGUGGCCAAUCUGAAGAGCCUCUGUCCGGAGGUCACCAAGGUCCUGCCCGACAUACUGCUGGCCGCUAUGGACCUCAUUUACGAGGAGUACACGAAAAUAAAGGAAAAUGGUGGCAGCAGGUCUUCCUUUGAUAGCCGCGAGAGCACCCAGACCGAUGACUGGAAGAACGAGAACAAGGAGGGCAUUCUGCGCCAUCUGCGCACAAAGGCCAAGGCCCUCACGAAUAUGGCUGUCACGGUGGCGUACCGAAUGCCCACGGCCACCAAUAAGCGUCUCGUCCAGCUGGAGAUACUCAUGCAUUAGGAAAGAAACGACACGACUCUUGAGAUGGAUAUCCUUUCGUAUAAAUGCAUGUGUUUUUCUCUCAUUUUGUUUAA
Molecule: messenger RNA, 2637 nt
Organism: Drosophila persimilis
Lineage: Eukaryota; Metazoa; Arthropoda; Insecta; Diptera; Drosophilidae
Product: nuclear pore complex protein Nup93-1
Exons: 5
Coding region: 77-2563 (828 amino acids)
Biological process (GO): protein import into nucleus; poly(A)+ mRNA export from nucleus
Cellular component (GO): nuclear pore
Molecular function (GO): structural constituent of nuclear pore
Source: RefSeq, a predicted model, not a curated record